Molecule: messenger RNA, 2539 nt
Organism: Corythoichthys intestinalis (scribbled pipefish)
Lineage: Eukaryota; Metazoa; Chordata; Actinopteri; Syngnathiformes; Syngnathidae
Exons: 4
Coding region: 220-1983 (587 amino acids)
Source: RefSeq, a predicted model, not a curated record
GCACAGGCUUUUGCUUUCAACAAAGGCUCCAAAGAAAGGCGGCUCCAUCUGGAACAGCUGAGAAACAGGGGUAACUUUGCCCACAAUGUUGAUGUCCUAAAUUCUGGGGUGGGUAACCUUGUUCCUCGCAAGCAGCCAAGACAUGAUUCAAAUGCACAGGAUUUCUUACAUUGUGCCUAUUGUCAAGGAUUUUUCGCCAGAAAACUCCUUUGGAAACACAUGGCAAUUUGCAAGCUGAGGCCCUGUGAACCUCACAGGCCAGGUAAAACCCGUGUCCAGGCCCUGUGUGCAUUUAGUACGCUUGCUCCACCUGAUGUCAAGCAGGACUUAUGGAAACUGUUAAGCAACAUGGUCCAAGAUGAUGUUUCAUCAGCAGUUAAAAAAGACAUCUGUAUCUUGGAGUACGGUGACCAUCUUUACAACCGACUGGGGCAUGAUCCAGACAAACAUGAAUAUAUUAGGCAGAAAUUAAGAGAACUUGGACGACUUCUGCUUUGUUCUAGAAAAAUGACUUCAAUGAAGACAAUACAAGAACACAUUCAACCAUCCAAUUUCAUAAAUGUUGUCCAGGCUGUAAAAGAGCUGGCAGGCUAUGAUGGCAGAACCGGUGCUUACAAGCGUCCAAGUCUUGCUCUCAAAAUUGGAUACAGCCUUACGAAGAUAUCAAUGCUUGUUGAAAGUCGUGCCAAUUUACAAAAAGACUACAGUGCUGCCAAAGAAGCUCGCACAUUUCGCAAAGUGUAUGAAACACGCUGGAACGAAAAUAUUUCAGCUGCAUCGCUGAGGACACUGCACGAAUCCAGGUGGAACCAGCCUCAACUACUUCCUUUCACCAAGGAUGUCCAAACCCUCCACUGUUAUUUGGAUGAGAAACAGAAGCAUUUCAGCGCUAAACUAUCAACCGAGAUCUCCGCUCAGUCGUGGUCACAGCUGGCCAAGGUCACAUUGACGCAGGUCAUUCUUUUUAACCGACGAAGAGCUGGAGAGGUGUCUAAGAUGCCAAUGACUGCAUACUUGUCUAACAAUACUACAGACCUUCAGGAUGACAUUUUGGAAGCCCUGACAUCUCUUGAAAAGAAACUAUGCCAACAUUUCAGACGGAUCGAGAUCAGGGGGAAAAGAGGAAGAAAGGUUCCUGUGCUUCUAACCCCAGCAAUGCAGCACACCUUGGACUUACUUACCAGCAAACGGCAAGAAUGUGGGGUUCCUCAGGAAAAUGGAUACCUGUUUGCAAGACCAUUUGCUUUGACAUGCUACAGAGGUUCUGACUCUCUAAGAUAUUAUGCCCAGGCCUGUGGCGCAAAAAGUCCCGAGAGUCUCACCUCAACAAAGCUUCGCAAACAAACAGGAACUCUCUCACAAGUUCUGAACCUUAGCAACACGGAGUUGGACCAGCUAGCUGGUUUCCUUGGUCACGAUAUAAGAGUACAUCGGCAGUUUUACAGGCUUCCUGAGGGUACUCUCCAGCUUGCUAAAAUAAGCAAAGUACUUCUGGCCCUGGAAAAAGGACGUCUGAAGGAUUUCAAGGGCAAGUCCUUGGAUGACAUAAGCAUUGAUCCUGAGGAGAAUGUGCACACUGAUAGUGAUUCCAACAGUGACCCUGAAAGCGAACCUGAUGAAGCGUACAGGUCAACGACUGAAGAGAGUAACGUGACCCCUAAUGAAAGAGAUGAUCCAUCAGAAUUGCACGUUGAUGGACCAUCUCCUCAGCAGAUACCCAAACCUCAGUCCACCAAACGGAAACAAAAGUCACCCAAAAAAGGAAAAGGUCGACAACCGGUUAAAAAGAAGCCAUGGAAGAAAGAGGAGGUCCUGGCUGUUGAGAAGCAUAUGAUGUCAUUCAUCACUACCUGCCGUGUUCCACGGAAGAGCGACUGCGAGGACUGCCUUAAAAAGGAAAAAGUAGCACUCAAAAACAGGAAUUGGUCAGCAGUAAAAUUUUACAUUAAAAACAGGAUCACAGCUCUCAAAAGGAGAGUUUAGGGGGAUGUAGGGGAUAUAUACGGUGACCCUUUUUAUAUUGCUAUAUGUGCUUUGUGACCAUCUCUACAGACCUCCGUGAAGUUACCCCCCCCAUCAGACGAAAAUUUAUAUAAGAAUGAUGGCAAUAGUUUGUGCUACGUUUUUUUUUUUGUCCUGCUAUUGUUGCGAUAUUUAUAACUCUAUUAUAGGUUUGAGGUCAAUCAACCUCCCAUUUUGAUUUAAAAAAUUGUGUCAAUUGUUUGUGCUGUAAAAAUUUGUCGUUUGUGCUGCGAUCGUUUUAUAGAUAUUGAGAUAUUAAUUUCGAGUGAGGACGUCAUAACUCCCAUGGCUGAGGGAGCUCAGCAACUCUCAAUAACAGAGGGCUGUCCAAACAACUAGCACGAACGUAUCAGGAACGAAUGGCACUUCUGGUCCAUUUUGCGGUAAAUGAGGAGGUGAGAGUGACGUCAUCACUUGAAAUUCAAAUCUACAGCCCCCCCAUUCACUACAAAAUGGACCCGAAUUCGUUUCUGCUCGUUAUUGACACCCCCGUUAUUGAGAGACUUGAUACGCUCCG